Messenger RNA from Rana temporaria (common frog), 1440 nucleotides. It is a transcript of the gene SYS1, whose product is annotated as SYS1 golgi trafficking protein. Gene Ontology annotation, cellular component: trans-Golgi network; Golgi membrane. The coding region runs from base 397 to 873 and encodes 158 amino acids. Gene Ontology annotation, biological process: protein localization to Golgi apparatus; Golgi to endosome transport; Golgi to plasma membrane protein transport. The transcript has 3 exons. Lineage: Eukaryota; Metazoa; Chordata; Amphibia; Anura; Ranidae. The record is from RefSeq and is a predicted model, not a curated record.
GUCACUUCCGCGUAUGCGGACUCCGCUCAGGGUUUACACAGAGUGUAUCAAAUGGGGGGAAUUGUAGUCCUAUGACUCGUGCUUCCUGUCACGUUAUAAAAAUGGGUUGUAAUAUAAUACAUUCACUGAAGUGACAGAGACUAACGGGUGAAGGUGGCGUCAUAUCCGGGACAUCUUCCCCGUGGCAGAUCAGCAGGCCGGAAGUGACGCAUAGCCGGGACGGUAUGAUGCCUGGGUUAGCUGAGGGCUGCUGUUGGUGACAGGGGAGAUCCGGGCGGACGUAGUGACAAUGCGGUCUGUUACAUGUGUUCCAGAUAUGUUGGGAAGAUAAGAUUCAAGGCUGCAGUACUUGUCCCUAGAUGCUCGUCUGUGUGUGACCGCUAAAAGAACGUCAUCAUGAUUAUGGCUGGACAGUUCCGCAGCUACGUCUGGGAUCCCAUCUUGAUCUCCUCCCAGAUAGUGCUGAUGCAGUUCAUCUACUACACCUCGCUGGGCCUUUGGAUCGCCUCCGUGGACUUGCUGAUUCGCUAUAGUCCGUCACUUGAUCAGAUCUUUAGUUAUGAGAGCUUGGGAUUUUCUUCAGUACAUGGGAGAGUCUCUAUGAUGGCUUUCAUUCUGAACUCCUUAACAUGUGCCCUGGGCCUACUGUACUUUAUCCGCAGAGGAAAGCAGUGCUUAGACUUUACUGUGACUGUUCACCUCUUUCACUUCUUUGGAUGUUGGAUUUAUAACGCUCAGCUGCCCAGCACUAUCACGUGGUGGCUACUGAACAUUGUGUGCAUUGGCUUAAUGGCAGUAAUCGGGGAGUACCUCUGCCUGCGGACUGAACUCAAUGAGAUUCCUCUAAACUCGGCUCCUAAAUCGAAUGUGUAGACUUUCUGGAUCCUGCAUAUGUCUUUAUUGUUGACACAAUUCAGUAUUCCUUCUCCACACUGUUAGAUUUCCUAACGGUUCCUGGAGUCUGUUCAAAAUCAGUCUAUAAGGUACAGAACAACCAAGUAUACAAGCUUUGAGCAAGUAUACAAUGCUAUUAUUUUAAAUCUUCAAAAUUUGCACACAUACACUUUUUUUUUUUUUUUUUUUUUUUUUUUUUUUAUUGUUUCGGCUACUGCCAUCAUGGGUUCAUCCUUGGUGCGUUCAUAAAUAAAAUACCACGGGUUAGGAAAGCGGACAUUUUUGACAAUUAAUGUUCAUUAUAGCAAAUAUCCAUAUAUGAGAACUUAAAAAUGUUGUUCUUUUCACAUUUUUAGUUCGCAGAAUGUUUGAUCGGAGAGCAGGUUUAUUGUAUGCAGGAUUUUCACUGAUUGCGGAAUUCCCAAACCUUGUGAGAAAUUUUUCUGACCAUUGACAUUCAGUUAUUUGAAACAAAGGAAAUGAUAUACACUGUGAUUGGCACUGUACAAACUAAGAUAGCUUGAUAUUGUAAAGCUUUUUUUUUUU